This is a messenger RNA of Saccharomyces cerevisiae S288C, 1929 nucleotides long. RefSeq names its product sterol acyltransferase (gene ARE2). Gene Ontology annotation, cellular component: endoplasmic reticulum membrane. Gene Ontology annotation, molecular function: acyltransferase activity, transferring groups other than amino-acyl groups. Lineage: Eukaryota; Fungi; Ascomycota; Saccharomycetes; Saccharomycetales; Saccharomycetaceae. The record is from RefSeq and is marked reviewed. The coding region runs from base 1 to 1929 and encodes 642 amino acids. The transcript has a single exon.
AUGGACAAGAAGAAGGAUCUACUGGAGAACGAACAAUUUCUCCGCAUCCAAAAGCUCAACGCUGCCGAUGCGGGCAAAAGACAAUCUAUAACAGUGGACGACGAGGGCGAACUAUAUGGGUUAGACACCUCCGGCAACUCACCAGCCAAUGAACACACAGCUACCACAAUUACACAGAAUCACAGCGUGGUGGCCUCAAACGGAGACGUCGCAUUCAUCCCAGGAACUGCUACCGAAGGCAAUACAGAGAUUGUAACUGAAGAAGUGAUUGAGACCGAUGAUAACAUGUUCAAGACCCAUGUGAAGACUUUAAGCUCCAAAGAGAAGGCACGGUAUAGGCAAGGGUCCUCUAACUUUAUAUCGUAUUUCGAUGAUAUGUCAUUUGAACACAGGCCCAGUAUAUUAGAUGGGUCAGUUAACGAGCCCUUCAAGACCAAAUUCGUGGGACCUACUUUAGAAAAGGAGAUCAGAAGAAGGGAGAAAGAGCUAAUGGCCAUGCGCAAAAAUUUACACCACCGCAAGUCCUCCCCAGAUGCUGUCGACUCAGUAGGGAAAAAUGAUGGCGCCGCCCCAACUACUGUUCCAACUGCCGCCACCUCAGAAACGGUGGUCACCGUUGAAACCACCAUAAUUUCAUCCAAUUUCUCCGGGUUGUACGUGGCGUUUUGGAUGGCUAUUGCAUUUGGUGCUGUCAAGGCUUUAAUAGACUAUUAUUACCAGCAUAAUGGUAGCUUCAAGGAUUCGGAGAUCUUGAAAUUUAUGACUACGAAUUUGUUCACUGUGGCAUCCGUAGAUCUUUUGAUGUAUUUGAGCACUUAUUUUGUCGUUGGAAUACAAUACUUAUGCAAGUGGGGGGUCUUGAAAUGGGGCACUACCGGCUGGAUCUUCACCUCAAUUUACGAGUUUUUGUUUGUUAUCUUCUACAUGUAUUUAACAGAAAACAUCCUAAAACUACACUGGCUGUCCAAGAUCUUCCUUUUUUUGCAUUCUUUAGUUUUAUUGAUGAAAAUGCAUUCUUUCGCCUUCUACAAUGGCUAUCUAUGGGGUAUAAAGGAAGAACUACAAUUUUCCAAAAGCGCUCUUGCCAAAUACAAGGAUUCUAUAAAUGAUCCAAAAGUUAUUGGUGCUCUUGAGAAAAGCUGUGAGUUUUGUAGUUUUGAAUUGAGCUCUCAGUCUUUAAGCGACCAAACUCAAAAAUUCCCCAACAAUAUCAGUGCAAAAAGCUUUUUUUGGUUCACCAUGUUUCCAACCCUAAUUUACCAAAUUGAAUAUCCAAGAACUAAGGAAAUCAGAUGGAGCUACGUAUUAGAAAAGAUCUGCGCCAUCUUCGGUACCAUUUUCUUAAUGAUGAUAGAUGCUCAAAUCUUGAUGUAUCCUGUAGCAAUGAGAGCAUUGGCUGUGCGCAAUUCUGAAUGGACUGGUAUAUUGGAUAGAUUAUUGAAAUGGGUUGGAUUGCUCGUUGAUAUCGUCCCAGGGUUUAUCGUGAUGUACAUCUUGGACUUCUAUUUGAUUUGGGAUGCCAUUUUGAACUGUGUGGCUGAAUUGACAAGAUUUGGCGACAGAUAUUUCUACGGUGACUGGUGGAAUUGUGUUAGUUGGGCAGACUUCAGUAGAAUUUGGAACAUCCCAGUGCAUAAGUUUUUGUUAAGACAUGUUUACCAUAGUUCAAUGAGUUCAUUCAAAUUGAACAAGAGUCAAGCAACUUUGAUGACCUUUUUCUUAAGUUCCGUCGUUCAUGAAUUAGCAAUGUACGUUAUCUUCAAGAAAUUGAGGUUUUACUUGUUCUUCUUCCAAAUGCUGCAAAUGCCAUUAGUAGCUUUAACAAAUACUAAAUUCAUGAGGAACAGAACCAUAAUCGGAAAUGUUAUUUUCUGGCUCGGUAUCUGCAUGGGACCAAGUGUCAUGUGUACGUUGUACUUGACAUUCUAA